UCCUUCCUUUGGCCACAGCUUGUCACGUCGGGCUCUGGAAAGAAGAUGGUGACCAUGCUCAGCUUAUGAAAACCCCAGCUUGUAUCUCAGGACACAAUGUCCCUGCUGUUCAUCCGCUCUAAGUCCAUCAUCACUAGCAAGAAGGAGAAGAGACAUAUGGCGGAAGUCAGUGCCUCCCCACUUAAGCAUUUUGUCACUGCCAAGAAAAAAAUAAAUGGCAUCUUUGAACAGUUGGCAGCCUACAUCCAGGAGAGUGCGGUGUUUCUGGAGGAAACGCACAAGAAUGGAGAGCUCGACCCGGUCACCACAGAAGAGCAGGUGUUGGAGGUCAAAGGCUACUUGUCCAAGGUCAGCGGGAUCAGUGAAGUCUUAGCCAGGAGGCACAUGAAGGUGGCUUUCUUUGGGCGGACGAGUAAUGGGAAAAGUACCGUGAUUAACGCUAUGCUGUGGGAUAAAGUCCUUCCCUCGGGAAUCGGCCACACCACAAACUGCUUCCUGCGAGUGGAGGGGACGGACGGCCAGGACGCCUUCCUGCUCACCGAAGGGUCCGAGGAGAAGAAGAGCGUCAAGACGGUCAACCAGCUGGCUCACGCCCUCCACCAGGACGAAUUGCUAACUGCCGGUGGUCUGGUCAGCGUCAUGUGGCCGAAUUCCAAGUGCCCUUUGCUCAAAGAUGACCUCGUUUUGAUGGACAGCCCUGGAAUUGACGUCACCACCGAGCUGGAUAGCUGGAUUGACAAAUUCUGCUUGGACGCGGAUGUCUUUGUGUUAGUGGCCAAUUCUGAGUCGACACUGAUGCAGACGGAGAAGCAGUUUUUCCACAAAGUAAACGCCCGCCUCUCUCGGCCAAACAUUUUCAUCUUAAAUAACCGCUGGGAUGCCUCGGCGUCCGAACCGGAAUACAUGGAGGAGGUUCGCGGGCAACACAUGGAACGUUGCACCAGCUUCCUGGUGGACGAGCUGGGCGUGGUGGACCGUGCCCAGGCUGCAGACCGCAUCUUUUUUGUCUCUGCCAAAGAAGUCCUGAAUGCCCGCAUCCAGAAGGCUCAGGGGAUGCCAGAAGGAGGUGGGGCACUGGCUGAGGGUUUCCAAGUGAGGAUGUUUGAAUUCCAGAAUUUUGAGCGAAGAUUUGAGGAGUGCAUCUCACAGUCUGCAGUGAAGACCAAGUUUGAGCAGCACACGGUCAGGGCCAAGCAGAUUGCGGAAGAAGUCCGACACAUCAUGGAUUCCGUGCAUGUUGCCGCGCAGGAACAGAGGAUCUACUGCCUCGAGAAGUUUGAUGACCGGCAGGAACGCCUGGGCUUUAUAGAAAAACAGCUGGAUUUGCUCACUCAGAGCUACAAGCUGAAAAUCAAGGAGAUCACGGAGGAAGUCGAGCGCCAGGUGUCAAACGCGAUGGCUGAGGAGAUCAGGAAGCUCUCCGUGUUGGUCGAUGACUUUCAGCUGGACUUCCACCCGUCUCCCGUGGUCCUGAAAGUUUAUAAGAACGAAUUGCACCGGCACAUCGAGGAAGGCCUGGGCCGGAACAUGUCAGAUCGCUGCUCCAGCUCCGUCGCAGCCUCUUUGCAGACCACGCAGCAGGAAAUGAUCGACGGCUUGAGGCCCCUUCUUCCCGUCUCCCUGAGAGGGCAGAUAGACCUGCUGGUCCCCCGGCAGAGCUUCACGCUCAGCUACGACCUGAACUGUGACAAGCUCUGCGCUGACUUCCAAGAGGACAUCCAGUUCCAUUUCUCCCUCGGAUGGACGAUGUUGGUGAACCGGUUUCUGGGGCCCAAAAAUACGCGUCGGGCCUUGAUGGGCUACAGUGACCAGGUUCAGCGACCUUUGCCCCUGACCCCGGCGAACCCGAGCCUGCCCCCCUUGCCGCAGGGGUCCUUGACUCAGGAGGAGCUGAUGGUCUCCAUGGUGACCGGCCUGGCCUCCCUCACGUCCAGAACCUCGAUGGGCAUCCUGGUGAUCGGUGGAGUGGUCUGGAAGGCGGUCGGUUGGAGGCUGAUCGCUCUUUCCCUGGGCCUCUACGGACUCCUGUACGUCUACGAGCGUCUCACCUGGACCACGAGGGCGAAAGAGCGGGCCUUCAAGCGCCAGUUUGUGGAAUAUGCUGGGGAGAAGCUGCAGCUGAUAGUCAGCUACACCGGCUCCAACUGCAGCCAUCAAGUCCAGCAGGAACUCGCAGGGACCUUUGCUCAGCUUUGCCAGCAGGUGGACGUGACAAGAGAAGAUCUUGAGAAAGAAAUUGCAGGCCUGAAUCAAAAGAUUGAGAUUUUGGAUACUUUGCAGAGUAAAGCCAAGUUACUUAGGAAUAAAGCCGGUUGGCUGGACAGCGAGCUGAACAUGUUCACACAUCAAUAUUUGCAGCACAGCAGAUAAGCGAUCAAAAUGGGAGUGUGGGGGAAUCCGUCCUGUCCCCCCCCAGUUACACUAUUGCAGAAAUAAUUUCUGGCGAUGGGAACUUGCAGGGAGAGGUGGGGAAUCUCAUUCCUGUCUGUCUGCACCUGUUCCUUCCAUGCAGAUGCACAUUUGAAAUCCACUCAACUUUCCUUUCUCACCACGUUGGCGCUUUUCGUUUUAGCCAUCCCCUGCAGUCUUAGCGAUUUUUUGCUUAGCAGGAAGAACCUUGAUAUCCUGAUUGGUGCGGCUGGGAUGGCCAUUCCCCGGUCCUGGAUCUCCCCCCCCCCCCCCACUUUUUUUAGCCAUCAAUGAAAUAGCAAGUGGAAUCUGCAUUUUUUCAGUGGGGUGUGAAAUGAAAUUAAUCCUGAUGCCUGCUUGCCCUCAAUGAAUGAUCCUGUUUCUCCCAAAGGGAAUCUUAUAAUUUAUAGGACCAGAUUGGGUGCAUCCCAGCCAAAUUCAGGCCUUGUGGGACAGGUUCUAGCUUGGCUUCUGAAUUCUGGAGGCAAGAAACACUCUUUGGCUGGAGUCCUCCAAGCCUGUAACACCAUUCCCUAAUUUGCACACAACUGACCCAGAUUUCUUAGAAGGUAGUCCCAGCAACCCAAAUUUGUUCGCAUAAUUUGUUUCGCUCCAGAAUUACAGGCUCUCAUAGUCCUUUGCAUUGCUUACUCUGGCUGACCAGAGUUAAAAUUCAGAAUAUCUGGGAAGAGCCAAGCUGCCUGUUGGGGGCAACUUUCUGUGGGCUAAAAGUUCUGUCUUUUUCCUUCCUGAUCCUCACAAAAGGUCCUUACGAUCACCGUUUCUUUUCCUGGGCUUUUGCCCUAAAACCGCCCUCCUAAAGGUGAUAGUCCUUGUAAAGUUAACUUAAUUACUGCAAACACUAAUGAAUUUAUUAGAGUGUGUGUGCAGGUAGAAGAGCGAUGCAUGUAGUUAGAUGGAGGAUGAAAGGUAAGAAAAGACUCAGAGGGGAAAAUUCAGAAUGUUGCUUUUGUGGAAUCCUUCCAACAGAGAGUAGAUAGAAGAACCAACUAUAGUGGAUUUUGAUGCUUUUUAUCCUUCCUCUAUUUUUUUGCCCCCCCUUCUAAAACGCCCUAGUUUAUGAACUUUUCAUGACUUCUGCAGUUUUUUUCUUUUUUUGAGGGGGAGGAGUGAGGACAUCUGUUCCAUUUCAGUCUAGUCCCAUCCCUUUCAAAAUUCGGUUUCCAACAUAUGCCUAAAUUGGCAGGCAUAGAAUUUCCUCCUGGGCCCGUUGAGGCCAAUGCCAGAGGCGUUGGCUUUGGGAGGGGACAUGCCCGGGGGGGGGGGUUGUGCCAGUCCGACCUCUGCGGGGAUCACAAUUGGGACUAUUCCGUUUUUUGGACCGAAGGGCCCUCCAGUAGAGUCAUUCGGCCAGUCCGUGCAGAAAUUGCAGUGACCGCCCUCAUUGGGGUGUCAGAUGUAGCUGUCUGGGUGAGAACUGUGUGUGAGCUCUCGCACCUAAGUGCCUCCCCCGGGUGGAAUUUGGAAUGGCCGUAGAGAGCUUGUAGCUCAGCCUGCCGAAGAAGACACUCUUCCUGCUUGGGGGGUGGUGUCUAUUUUCCCUUCCUUUAAUUCCCCUCCCAAAGCCACAAGCAGUGUUUCUCAACCUUGGCCACUUUAAGAGGUGUGGACUUCAACUCCCAGAAUUCCCCAGCCAGCUAUGCUGGCUGGGGAAUUCUGGGAGUUGAAGUCCACACCUCUUAAAGUGGCCAAGGUUGAGAAACACUGCAUUAGAGGAACUCAGGGUUCUCAGCUGAAGGCAUUUGAUCCUCUUUCAAAGCAGCUCAGCCAAAUCUGAGGACCCCACAACAAUUUGGAGACUGGCGACCAGUUGGUGGUUGGUGUGGGCACGUAGAAGCUGGCGGUAAAAAGGGUUUAGCCCAACGCACUUUACCUUUUGUUUUCGAUGCUGCUAGCUGAGGUAUAUUCUUUUCAUUUCUGGCCAGGCCUUCAAAAUCCUCUUGAUGGUGUUUUCUGUCCCGGUUUUUCUUUUUAGAGCUGUAGCGUUUGGGAAUAAUGAUGCUACUACUGACAUGAAUAUUGUUAAUGACCACAAAACAGAAUUAAAAAGGAACAAAUGAAUUGGA
Messenger RNA from Candoia aspera, 4496 nucleotides. RefSeq names its product mitofusin 2 (gene MFN2). Bases 97 to 2370 code for a protein of 757 amino acids. The transcript is spliced from 18 exons. Gene Ontology annotation, biological process: mitochondrial fusion; mitochondrion localization. The record is from RefSeq and is a predicted model, not a curated record. Gene Ontology annotation, cellular component: mitochondrial outer membrane. Lineage: Eukaryota; Metazoa; Chordata; Lepidosauria; Squamata; Candoiidae. Gene Ontology annotation, molecular function: GTP binding; GTPase activity.